This is a messenger RNA of Pocillopora meandrina, 465 nucleotides long. The record is from the annotation of a GenBank genome assembly. NCBI's taxonomy places the organism in Eukaryota, Metazoa, Cnidaria, Anthozoa, Scleractinia, Pocilloporidae.
GGAUUAAGAGAUGAAGUAAAAUCUUGGAAAGAAGUUUACUGGAGGUAAGAUUCCCUUUGAUUUUAGACAACGAGCAGGCCCUCCUUUUAGGCGAAGUCUGGCGUGCGUGUCCGAAAAAAUAAGCGUGAACGAUAAAUAUUGUGAUCAGCGCGCUCCGCGGAACAACACCUGCUUUUCGUGCGGCGCGCCAACCAAAUUUAUCCCACGCUAACAUAUUUGUAUUGUUUUCUACACAGAUUAUGGGGUGCAGUGAAUGUCCUCUACUGUCACCGUUGCGGGAAUUAUUUCCAGUGCUCAGAAUUGGGUCACUACAGCUGUCACCCGAUGACUGUAGAUUUUGGAAACUUGGAGUGCGCAGCGACCAAGAUAAUUAGAAUAUAUCCCUACUGUCGGCAACGCGUAUUGCAUUUUGAUCCAUUCCUCGAAGGCACUGUAAGUAAAUUACGUCUUAACUGUACAUUACUU